Molecule: messenger RNA, 1852 nt
Organism: Hibiscus syriacus
Lineage: Eukaryota; Viridiplantae; Streptophyta; Magnoliopsida; Malvales; Malvaceae
Exons: 5
Coding region: 1-630 (209 amino acids)
Biological process (GO): protein ubiquitination
Cellular component (GO): membrane
Molecular function (GO): zinc ion binding; ubiquitin-protein transferase activity
Source: RefSeq, a predicted model, not a curated record
AUGAGUGACAACGGUCUGUUAAUGCUGGAGCCCGUGCAGCCGGUGGGGUUCGAUGUUGUUCCCCCAGAGGAGAAUCCAAGGCCGCCGUGCUUGUCAAAUUAUAAGGAGAAUGAGGUCGUCAAAGGUGAUGAGGAGGAGCCGCUUGUUCAGUCGGCCGAGUGCCGCAUUUGCCAGGAUGAAGAUUGCAUUAAGAAUCUCGAGACUCCCUGUGCCUGCAGUGGUAGCCUCAAGCAUGCACAUAGGAAAUGCGUGCAGCAUUGGUGCAACGAGAAAGGCAAUAUAAACUGCGAGAUCUGUCAUCAGCCUUAUCAACCUGAUUAUACUGCUCUUGGAUGCGUCCAAACUGAAGAAACCACUAUUGAUAUUGGGUAUUGGAGUCUGGACAAUCUCCAGCCCCCUCUGAACUUGCGUGAUCCUCGUCUCUUAGCCAUUGCAGACGCAGAACGGCAAUUUUUGGAAACCGAGUAUGAUGAAUAUGCUGCAUUAAAUGCCAGUGGAGCUGCAUUCUGUCGUUCGGCUGCUCUAGUUUUAAUGGCGCUUCUGCUAUUGCACCAUGCAUUUGAUGUUCCAGAUGCUGACUCAGACGAAGAUGUGUAUACCGUCUUCUCUGCAAGUUUUUGCGAAAGCUGAAUUCCGGUAUUUCACAUACACACUUCUGAAGCAUCUGUAUUGUACUCAUCAUCUCAAUUGGAGCCAUUUCUUCUUAGAUUGCAUGGUUUCAUGUUUCAGAUUUUCUUGUUUCGUGCUGCUGUAAUUCUCCUACUAUGCUACAUCAUGGCUUGGGCCAUCAGUGUAUUACAGCGACGAAGGCAAAGACGGGUUAUUCUCGGAUUACUUCUACUUCCAAUUUGAAAACUUCAUGUUUGUUUCUCUUCCUGAGGAGGCCCGGUUCUCUAUAUCUUUUUUAACCACCCCUCCUUCGCAUAUUUCUUCAGACCUUGAAAACCCACCAUAUUUCUUCAGAUAGUUUUUACAUUUGUAUCAUAUCAGCAUAUCAGUAUCAGGGUGCGGCUGGGGCUGCAACAGAGGUUGCACUUGUGCUGCAAUCCGGGCAACAUGGUAACUACAGUAACUUCUCAGCAGGUUAGUGUUUGAAACAUGAAGCCCUGCACUUACAUUAUAUUGGUAGUUGAUGAACAAUGAUGAUCGUUCCUGUUUAUUCUUGUCCGAUCGAUGAAUUUUUUUAUUUUCUAUCCAUCUGCCUGAACUUAGUCCAGUCAUAUUAAAGAUGGAGAUGAAUCAAUCUGCUUCAGUACUAGCCUGGAGCCCCUACGCCUAAUAAAAGAUUUUCCAGGUAUUCCCCACCCAUAUAGUCAAUGUCCACAAGUUCAGUUUAAUUCUAAAAGAGCCCUAGCUAGAGAAAUCCUUUUACCAUCCGAGAAACCCGGCCACCAACCACCCCUUAUGCGCCGAUGGCUAAAGUGUCCUGGGGCAUGGCACCUAGCUCAGCUGGAGAGGCCUAGCCUGAUCUGAGAAGUGUUAGUUCGGUUCCUUGUGUCUUGUAUAUGAGCUCUGCUCUCAUUCUCUGUAUCUUGAUUUUUCAAUUUAAAUUAAUUUUCUUUCAAUUUUUUCACAUACCGGAAUCUGGUUAGUCCGAGUUGUGUUGUGUGGUGAAGUAGGGAGGAAUAAACAAGAUGAAGCACCAAAUUGUCUUUUGUGUAUCUACUCUUUAUUUACGACGUUGGAAUAACAUUUUGGAAUUGUUAAAAAUGUGAAAUGCUCAGACUCCACUAGUUGGUCACAUCAAUGGAUGCCCAAACACUUGGUGGUAAUCUCUUAUGAAGCAAAUGCAGCAUAUAUUCUCACAUGCCCUCGACCACACUUGAUCAUCAUCUAUCAGAACAACCUUAAA